GAGCACGUGAGUUAAAUGGUUGGGCUUUUCAUUUCCUAAGAAGUGGUUGGCUUGUGCGGAUUUGAGAUUAUAAAUUACUCGGUACAGCCUGACAUGACAUAUAGCCCAACCAUCGUUUCCUAGAGGAAGACGAGUGACAGCCUAACUGUUGUGAGUAGCUGCGCGAGCGGAGGUUGGGUUAGGCGGAGAGGGCGUUACUUACAUCGACCGUCAACUUAUCGGAAGAGAAUGCGUUCGGUACUUUUACUGCUUUUAACCACAACAUGUGUUUGCGGCGGAAAUGCAUCGAGUGGGGGUGAAGAUGCCUCGAAUGGAGGAGACAAAUCUAAUCAUCAAUUUACUUGUUCAAGUCUUCGUGAAUGCUGGAAAUGUAUUCAGGAUCCUUGCACUCGACGUAAUAAUGGUAAGGCUCCGACGGAUUGCGUUUGGUGUCAUAUUCCGGAUCAUCGAGAUGGUGGCAUUUGCAUGUCAAACCUUGAAAGUGACACUUGUUCUCAAAAUGAAAAUCAAACUAUUCUAGACAGAAAUCAACGCUGUCCUUCAGUUAGCCAUCGCGAAAACACGACAGCAAAACUAAGUUUGUGUAAGUACAAGGAGAAGUCUUCCAUACUUAGCGUCAAUACAAAAUACGGAUUUGGGACUCAACAUUCACCUACAGGUCAAUAUAUAACUUGGAUCAGUUUAUGCCAAGACGUCAGAGGUGAAAGUGUUCAGCUGAAAUGUGGCAUACACGGCAAAAUUGUUGCCAUCGAAAACUUGGAGGAUCCACGAGCACGGUGCUGGAUCUUUGGUGACGAUAAUGACACGCUAACCUUUAUGCCAAUUAAGUCUCAUGAGAAAACAGCUGUAUUAACUGUGGGUCACACUUACUGUUGCUCAGGUGCAGAUGAAAGACUCCUUAUCGAUGUGAAAGUGCAGCUACACAGAGACUGCGAUUACAACGGACAUUCUGGCGUCAUAGAGCCAACCACCAACUUCGUUGUCCUGGAGAACUGCACUGGAACAGAAGAACUUGUAUUCACGCUACACAAGUGUUUCAACUUGUCAUCAGACAAUGCAGAGCAAUCUGAGUAUCUUGGAAAUCUUUCCUUAUACAUUGUAAUUGGUGUGUUUGGGUUCUUUGGUUUCGUCAUGUUUACUCUAUACCUGAAACAGCGUGUCGAUCCGAAUUCUGCUACUGGACGUUGUUUUUGGUCAACUGAUGCUACAAAUACGUACCAACCUUACUUGUGUGAUAACGGGGACGACGACAAUGGUAGACAUGACAACGACCAAUUCGUCAGAGAUUAUUAUCUUGGCAGUUCUAGUGAUUCUAAUGAGACUACGUCGCCAGAACAGAUUAGAUGUUCGAGGCCACAACAGACUAUAGAUGACGGUGAAUCUCAAGAACAAGUCACUACUGCAGAAGUGCACAUUGACCCGUCUUUCAUCGACGGCCGACUAAUAGUGCCUCGUGAAGCUAGCCACAACGAUUCGACAGAAUGACGUGACAAUGCAUUAGAACUAGUUUAGUUUAUCAUAUCUUGGUAUUGAAAGGGGUUUGCACUAUCCGCUGGUGCGGUAACGUUGAUAUUGUUGUUGAUAUUUGAUAUGAAUAAUUGUGUUUAAUUAUCAAACCAUUUUAUUGCUCUUUGUUGCAAUGUUUAUUUGUUGCAUAUUGAAGAUCUUAUCGUUCAGAACAUUGUGUUUCAAUUGCAGCAGUGUAAACUUUCGGGUAAAAUGGGUAAUUUUGCUAUUUUGUAACUGAAAAUUGAAUAGAUAAAUU
Molecule: messenger RNA, 1765 nt
Organism: Corticium candelabrum
Lineage: Eukaryota; Metazoa; Porifera; Homoscleromorpha; Homosclerophorida; Plakinidae
Exons: 5
Coding region: 229-1485 (418 amino acids)
Source: RefSeq, a predicted model, not a curated record